Messenger RNA from Aspergillus aculeatinus CBS 121060, 1881 nucleotides. RefSeq names its product phosphotransferase family protein. Bases 260 to 1744 code for a protein of 494 amino acids. The transcript has a single exon. The record is from RefSeq and is a predicted model, not a curated record. NCBI's taxonomy places the organism in Eukaryota, Fungi, Ascomycota, Eurotiomycetes, Eurotiales, Aspergillaceae.
UGAAGUAACGUUAUAGUACAGUUCAGUACAGUUGACAGUUGACAGGGGGGGUUAGACUGGUGUUACCUAACAUGUGUUUGUCCUGUUUGAUGAGCAUGUAGUCUCAUGCAUGCAGGCAUGAUGGAUGUGAUACUAUUGACCUCGAACUUCCUUUAUUCUAACCAUCUUCCUGUUUCAUUGACAUCUUAUUAAGAAUCAAGUGGUUCACACUACCCAGUACCACUAAGCCAGCCGUACUCCAUCUCCCCAGCACCAAACCAUGAACCUCAACAUCUCCCCCGACGACGUAUGCUGGGCCCAGGCCGAAACCAUCUCCGACACCUGGCUCCUCCAAUUCCUAGAAAUCGACAUCCUGCGCCCAAUCGCAGACUUCAUCCUCCUCCACAACCGCGGCAACGCCACCGAAUUCGCCAUCCUCAGGAAAGGCUCUUACAACAUCUCUCUGCGCUUGAAGUAUGACCCCAACGGCGCCACCGUCAUUCGCUUCCCGCAGCCCGGCGCCGUGCUCUUCCCUGAAGAGAAGAUCGUGAACGAAGUCUCAGUCAUGCGCUUCCUCGCCGACCAGACCACCAUCCCUAUCCCAUUCAUCCUCAUGGAGUACAUCGAGCACGAGACAAAACUGUACGACGCGCUCAACACCCCCGGUCUUCCCAGGGAGCAACGCGGGGUGCUCGACCCCGACAUCGCAGAGGCUAAGCUGCGGAGACUGUACGCCCAGAUGGCCGACGUGCUACUACAACUCUCCCUCCCUGCCCUCCCGCGAAUCGGCUCGCUCAGCCAGCAGGACGACUUCACCUGGGAGGUGACACGCCGACCGCUGUCGAUGAACAUGAACGAGCUCGUCCGUCUGGGCUGUCUGCCUCGCUCCCAGCUACCUCACAUAGACACGACAUUCCCCACCGCCUCAUCAUACGUUCAGUUCCUGGCAGACCUGAAUCUCGACCAUCUAAUCCAUCAACGCAACGACGCAGUCACCUCCGCGGACGACUGUCGGAGGAAGUACGUCGCGCGGUGUCUCUUCCGUAGCCUCGCCCGCGAACAGCGCCUCACCACUCCAGCACUGGAGAAUGGCCCCUUCAAUCUCUGGUGCGACGACCUCCGUCCCGCCAAUGUACUUCUAUCCCAAGACCUGCAAAUAGCCGGGGUGGUCGACUGGGAGUUCACCUACGCUGCCCCCGUGGAGUUCUCCCACGCUCCGCCGUGGUGGCUUCUGAUCGAGCGGCCCGAGGAAUGGGCCGGGGGGAUUGAGGAGUGGACUCGGGUGUUUGGGGCCCGGCUGCGCACGUUUCUGGAAGUGAUGACGGAGUGUGAGGAUCGAGCAAUCCAGCGGGGGCGGUUGCACGAGGGGCAGAGGUUGUCCGGUGCGAUGCGGCGGAGCUGGGAGAGUGGGGACUUCUGGGUAAUGUAUGCGCUGCGGAACAGCUUUGCGUUUGAUCUGGUUUAUUGGUUGAAGAUUGAUGAGAGGUUUUUCGGGGUUAGUGGCCGAGGGGUAGAGAGGGCGUGGGAGGAGCGGGUUGGGAUGUUGAGUGAGGAGGAGAAAGAGGAGAUGGAAAUGCUUUUGACGAGGAAGAUGGCGGAGAGGGCGAGUAGGCCUCAUGUUUGGGACGCGGAUGAGUAUACUUUGGCUUUUCAGCGGGAAUUGGAGAGACGGAGGGAGGGAGAUGAAGGAGGAAAGGAUGAGGACGGAGUUGAUGGUUCUCGUGGUGUGGAGGAUAAUGGGACUGGGGCUGAUGGGAUGGAUUGAGAUGGUCUACCCACCGGCCUGUGGAGCUCUUCUGGCUAACCCUCAAGGCGAUAGAUGUUCUCCCAGAACUUCACCGUCCAAAGCACCCCAAUCUCUCCUACAAGCAAGCAAGCCGUCCUGCAAAGGCGUGCUGUGCU